AACCCCGCUUAAGUUAGACCGACGGUUCAUUGUAAACGAGAUCCUCUCGACAGCGUGAGCUGAGUUCUCGUCGGAAGGCCCUCGUCUCCGAUCCUUUCCGAAUCUUCGUAACCCUCGCUCUCCAGAGUCCAGACCCUCCCCAUUCGAGCUGAGUAACGCCUAGGUAAGAGGAGAGUGAGGAUGAGGGCUACCGAUCAAUUGAUCUAUCUCGAGUAGUUCGGAUCGAUGGAGAGAAAAAGGAAUAGAUUGAUCCGGUCGCCUGAGAUCUUUCUCCUUCUGGCACUUCUCGCUGGCUGCUUCCGCCGCCCCGCCGCACUCUCCGUCACUGUGACCGACGUGGAGUGCGUCUAUGAGUACAUCCUCUACGAGGGCGACACCGUGUCCGGAAACUUCGUUGUCGUCGAUCACGAUGUCUUCUGGAGUUCGGAUCACCCCGGCAUCGAUCUAGUCGUGACUUCUCCAGGAGGCAAUAUUGUGCACUCAUUACAGGGAACAUCUGGUGACAAGUUUGAGUUCAAAGUUCCAGGGGCUGGAAUGUACAAGUUUUGCUUCCAUAAUCCACAAGGAACACCAGAAACUGUAUCUUUCUACAUACAUGUUGGGCAUAUUCCAAACGAACAUAAUCUCGCUAAAGAUGAGCAUGUGGAUCCUAUAAAUGUGAAGAUUGCAGAGCUUAGGGAAGCACUGGAGUCUGUUACAGGAGAGCAGCGAUACUUGAAAGCACGGGAAGCUCGGCACCGCCAUACAAAUAAGAGCACUAGGAGGCGUCUCGUCUUUUACACAGUGUUAGAGUAUCUUACACUGGUCUGUGCUAGUGUACUUCAGGUAGUUUACAUCCGCCGCCUAUUCAGCAAGACGGUGGCAUACAACAGGCUUUACUAACUUGUGUAUUCUUAUCUGUCAUAUCUAACAAUUUUUAACAUCUUAGAUUUUUUUUUUCAUGGAAUUAACAAUCAAACAGAUUGUUUGUACUUUUUUUCCCUUUCUGUUAAUCUCCUCUUUGUCAAAUCAUAGUUGCAGACUGCCACCAAACUUAUUUAUUGGGUCAUAUGACCAUGAAAGUCAAAUUGUGGUGCUUGAAAUUUGAAAGAUAACCUUAUGUUCCAUGAUUUGGAGAAAGUUCAUGGGGAUUCAACACCAACAAAUGUAGCAUUGGUAUCUGAAUUUGGAUUGUAAUCAACUAACUUUUAAAUGUUUGUCCCACUUUUUCUCA
This is a messenger RNA of Phoenix dactylifera (date palm), 1213 nucleotides long. Its product is annotated as transmembrane emp24 domain-containing protein p24beta3-like. The record is from RefSeq and is a predicted model, not a curated record. NCBI's taxonomy places the organism in Eukaryota, Viridiplantae, Streptophyta, Magnoliopsida, Arecales, Arecaceae.